UUUAAUAUGGCGGACGUUUGAUAUUAAAAUAUUUUGGUGAUGUAGAAUGCAACAAAUUAGUGGAUAUAUGUAUGAAGUUACUUCAAAAUAAAUUAUAUUUAGACUACAAGUCGACAAAAUUGCUUCUACAAGCUUAAAGAUGUGUGAUGCAUGCUCCGAUUUUCUGCAACUGCUUGUUUCAUACGAGGCUCAGUUUUGUACGGAAACCACUGAACAACCUAUUUUAACCGGUAGAGAUGUGGAUACUGUUUUUGUUUAUGUCCAGACUUGGCCAGCCAGGCAAUGCAUGUGUUGUUACCGGGAUCCAAAAAAUCUUGAGCGUUUCAGCUAUGUUACCCAAGGCCUUAUCUAUAUGGCAGCUAGUCAGUUAAAACUUUUAGCGGAUAAAUCAUCAGAAAGCAGUAAACCAGCAGAAUCAGAGCCCGAAAAUAAAGAUGCGAAAACUGUCAAAUCACCCGAAGACGAAAAGGAGAACCCAGAAGUUAUAGAGCGUGACAAGCUGCUCAUUCUGGUCUCAAAAAUAUUUUUAUUGAAUUUCCCUUUAUACGUAGCCUACAAGCAUACCAUACAAGCCAAGAUCGAUGAAUUGACGCAGCAAGAAAUGCAAAAUUUGAAUUUGUUUUGUGAUCUGCACGAUUCUGAGAUUCCUAUUUAUUUGUUGAAGAAUGUCAGUUGGUUCUGUAAGAUGGGAGGUCUCUUAGCGAUGACUACUUGUUUUACACAACUCUCUCCCGAGUUGUUACCGAUAUCGACUGCACACGCUAUGAUAUCUAUAGUCUGUAAUUUAAAGCUUUGGAUGAACUACAAGAGCAUGGUAUCCAUGUUAGUACCUUUAAGAUCCUGUGUUCUGAGAUAUAUGUGUAAGCUCUCCGAUCAGGAUUUGAGAACACCCACUAUUAAAAGUAUGGCUGAUUUUAUGUGGAACGCCAUCAAAGACCCUUUGGAUUCACACGUAGCUUUCGAUAUUGACGGCCUAGAUCUUGCCUUCAAGUAUUUCACUUCAACUACUUUAACUAUGCGUUUGGCUGGUAUUACGCAAAUUAACAAUCAGAUCGGACUACUGGCCGAAAUAUGUGUUGGAGAAUCUCUUCCUGAAGCCGAAGCUGCACCGAGACAAAUGGCAGAUUGGCUGAUCAAUAACAACAUUAUUUCACAUAUUUUUGGACCAAAUCUUCAUGUUGAGGUCAUAAAACAAAGCCAUAUAAUUUUAAACUUUCUGGCAAUGGAGGGACGAAUCACUUGCGAUCAUAUGGACGUAAUUUGGGCAGCUGCUCAACUAAAACAUUGUUCAAAACCUGUCCACGAUCUGUUACCGGGUCUUGUUAAACAUUUAGCAGCCGCGCCUACUUUACAUCUCUAUAGUUUGUUAACGAAGCUUGAACCUAAGGAUCACACGGAACAAACCUUGUAUUUGGCCUCAGCUUUAAUAAAAGCUGUGUGGUCUCGAGGAAGCGGUGCUCCAGAUAUUGGUCUUAUUAAUGUAGCUGCAUCAAACGCUGGAAUAGCUCUUCACAAAUGCACUACUUCGUCUGAAAAUAGUGUAAGCCUGGAUCCUAGCAACUCAGAGGAAGAACACGGCGAGAGUUCGGCACAGUCAGAAAGUAGAAAAAGUGAAAGUGAGGAUAUAGACGCAGUAGAAAUAGAGGAGGAUGAAAAUGGGCACAUUGUGGUGGAUAAUAGUGGACCUCCGCCGUGCAAACUGGCUCGAAAACAAGUUAUCGAAAGGGCACAUUGUAAUGGAAGCAGUACGGAUUCAGAAUUAGACGGAUUGUCAUAUCCAGCAAAUACGAAAUGGGCGCCCGGACAGGGAAAAAUUAAAGCCGAAACUCGUGCGACGGUACGCAAGAAAAUAGCAGCCAAGAUCAACAUUUUGCCGAAAGUUGACGAGAAUAUCCCUUCCAGUAGUUCUCAAGAUGAGGCCGAUACUGAAGACUCCCCUUCGAAAUUAAGGAAACGAAGAAAAUUGUUAAGGAAAAGCAGGUCCAAAAGACAAAAGGGCAGUCACAAAAGAAUUCAGCGUAUAGCCGCCAUAGAAGCGAUGGAUAGUGACCACGAGAUCAAGAACCGUUUAAAAAUGAUCAAUCAUAAUUUGCAUGUGGCCCAAAUAAAUAAUGUGGUGGAUUUAAACGUCAAACAGGCUGUAUAUCUGGAGGAAAGUUCUUCCUGUAGUGAACUAGGCAAAGAAGGCCAUGACGGAAAUUGUGCUAAUUUUUUAGCUUUACACUCAUCGUCAGGGCAUGUUUUGGAAAUGCUAAGUGGAGAAGAAGCCGAAGUGGAAGGAGACGCCGAAGGUAGCUAUUCUUCUCGUAUGAGCAACAAAUCAGAAAAGAAUAUGGCUGAUUUCGACGGAGAAGAUUCCGUUUGCGAAGACGAACUUGCCAGAUUGACAGAGCACGCUAGUAUGAACCUGCACGUAUUUAACCAUCCAGCGGAAAAGGCCACGAUUCGUGCUGAUUUAAGAUUAUCGGCUUGUUUUAAAGUUGAUAAUGUUUGUCAGCCUGGUAAUACGUUACUUUGGGAUUUGCUACAAGAUGACAAGAUCUGUCAGCUUGGGGAAGGUUUGGCUUUAGAAGCCGAAAAGACGUUAUGUAAUUUGAUCUGUUUCACUCCCGAUAAAGAAAUUAGGAUGAAGUUUAUCGAAGGUUGCUUGAAUAAUCUCGCAAAUAAUGUAUCUGUUGUUGUUUCUCUGCGUAUGCUUCCGAAGUUGCUGACAUCUUUUCGUGGACUCGACAUGCAUCACGUAACUCACUGGGCCGAUCGGCAGCACCACAUGAUGACGCAUUUUUUUAGUAACUUAAAGGUUUAUACUGCCAAUCCCAGUAGGUCGUUGCCGAUGUAUACGCAUCAGAUGCAAGUACAAGUUAGGCUGCACUUCUUAUCGGCUGUAUUUUCUCCAGUGGUAUCUCCUAAUAAUUUUAAGUUAACAACCGAUCAAGUAGAUAUAUUAUGGGAAUGUCUAGCUCGCGACUCCGAGUGUUCAGACGAACUAUUCAGUUGGUUACUAUCUCAGACGAAAACUACGGAGCUGCAUGCACUGAAAAUGGAGGCACUGCGUAGACUUUAUAUUCAUCAUCUGCCAAGUUUAGCCCCGGAGAAGUUUAGUAUGAUUUGUCUUAGUUUAUUUCAGCAAUUAUGUACUUUAAAUAAUGUAUUAGUUAAUGAUUCUGAGAAUAAAAAGGAAAAUCAAAACGUUGGAAUGGAUCACAUGUGGAAGAUUGCUUUGAAAGCAAGUAAUACAGAAGUCAGUAUGGCCGCAAUACAAUAUAUAAACAGCUAUUAUAUGGGUUCCAACCUUCAACACGAAAACCAGUUUGUAUGGCAGUGUAUGACACAUCUGAAAGCAGCUUCGGAAGAUUUGACAUCUGGAAAUAAUGGUACAGAGGAAGCUUCUCUGUUAUGCAUACAGAGGGCGUUGUUGUUAAUGAAAAGUCACAUAGAGACAUUUCGAAGAAGAUAUGCGUUCCAUCUGAGGAAAUGGGCGUUAGAAGGUAAAGGUAUUGGAAGCCAUUCCGCCUCAUUGGGAGAUAGACCCAGUGCCCCUAUUAGAUUAGUUGUACAAUCUGGGAGUUCUGCCGAACGAUGUUUUUUGGAUUUAUUUAACACUGAUUAUAUAGCGGAGUUAAGGGCAGAAAUUGUCAAAUGGUGUGAAGGACUUCAACAAAUGAAGGGGGAUUCCCAAGAAAAUAGAACGAAAUCUGGUGAAACAUGGAUAAGGAUAAUCACCCAAGGUCAGGAAGUGACUAUUGACUGCGAUGAAAAGACUUUAGCAGAAAUGGGAUUUAAAGAUAACCAGAUCGUUUAUAUAUCGAUAGGCAUGUCGAGGAAUAUGAAGAAACGGGAGUUUAUGGAUGCACCAUCUUUACACCCGCCUCCUCCUCGGGAAUGUUUACCAACAUUACUUCUUCUACAGCCAAAUUACUUUGAGCAGCUAUUUUCCUUAAUGCACACACUUAGUUCAAUGAAAAUUCAAAUUAAAGGAGGGUGCCAAUUACCACAUACAAGAGCCCAAGUUCUCAGCAGAAGAGUAUGGGAUAUUCUUAGCUUAUUACCAACCAGUCCCAAACUUCUUCGUGGUUUCAAAUACUUGGAUAUCCCUCUUCCAGAAUUGUUAGAUCCUUCAAGUGCUCAAAAAUUAAUGUAUUCUUUGUAUAUUGUCGAAUCUUUAAGCGCCAAAAUGUACCGAGGAAAGUAUUCAGAUGAAGGGGAUGGAGAGGAAGAGUCGUGGACUAGAAAAUUCGUAAAGCAUGGUGGAUUAAGUCACCUCUUCGAUAUUUUUAUGUCUGGUAUUCUUCAAAGAGACGGAGGAGAUUGUUCUGACUGGCAACAAGACUGUCUCGCAUCUCUCUUAAAAAUCCUGUGCCAUUUGGGAGUCGAAUCUGUACACCAAGAAAACAUUAAGCCCCGUAAUGAAAAAAUAAUCAUUCCCGAUUUGAACGGUUGUUUUUUAGCUUUAAUGGACAAAAAGUCAAUGAUGGCGCAGAUUACUAGUAUUUUGGAAGAAGCGUCGAGGCCCAACGAUGUGAACCGUUAUAAGACUGGUUUUUGGGGGAGAGCGCAAGUAGUUCAUUACGCUCUGGCUUUGUUGGUAUCCUGGUUGCAUUGCUGCGAGGAAGCUAGAGUUGAUUUGUUUCAAUCGACUAAUUUUUCCGAAUGGUUGCAGAGAUUGGUUUUAGAAGAUCCAGAGCCAGCUGUGAGGCGUGAAGUAUGUUCAGCCAUAUACCGAUUGUGUUUAGGAGUAUCAUCCAAUCGCGAACCCAUUGAGAAUAGUUUAAUAGCUCCUAUGUUAUCCCAGUUAUUAAUGUAUAUGGAAAAAGCAGAGGGCAUGAGACCACAGAAAUUAGAAGCUUUACAAGCUCCCGAAGAAGGAAAAGAACCUUAUGGCCCGGCUUGUCGUGACUACUUCUGGCUUGUAUCCAGACUAGUAGAUAGUUUGCCGGACGAGUUGGUAAAAGACAGUCUCGAUGACCCUCAAAAUUGUGUCGUGGACAUCAAUGGACUAACGGAGAAAAUUUCAAAGGCGAUUAUCGCAAGAGAUUACCUCGAAGCACGGCACCAUACGGUGGACGAUGAUGGAUUAAUAGGAUUGUUGAAUUUGGUUACAAAUUUAUUGAAACAUAAGCCUUCCUUUCAGACUAGUAAAAUUGGACAGGAAGUAUUGUGCGAGGUCUUUGAUUUCCUGUUUGCUCUGCCCAGCCCAAAGCUUAGACACGUACCGAAAUGCAAGUCGCCGAGGUCAAGAACCGCCGCUUUCGAUUUGUUGGUUGAAUUAGUGAAGGGAUCUCCAGAAAAUUAUGCUUUACUACAUGAGAAAUUAUUAAAGCAGCAUCAACCAGGACCUAAUUCUCCCUAUCCGUGGGAUUACUGGCCUCAUGAAGAUGGAAGAUCGGAAUGUGGCUAUGUUGGUCUAACAAACUUGGGAGCUACUUGUUACAUGGCUUCUUGUAUGCAACACCUCUACAUGAUGCCUCAAACCAGAGCAUCUAUCUUAGCUGCUGAUACGGAUCAAGCGAAACACGAACCCACUCUUAAAGAACUACAAAGAAUGUUCGCAUAUUUAUUGGAAAGCGAAAGAAAGGCUUACAAUCCUAGAAGCUUCUGUAAAGUGUAUUCCAUGGAUCACCAACCGCUUAAUACGGCUGAACAGAAGGAUAUGGCGGAAUUCUUUAUAGAUUUGGUUAGUAAGUUGGAAGAAAUGACUCCCCCUCUAAAGGAAGUGAUAAAAAAAUUAUUCUGUGGUGUUAUAAGCAAUAACGUCGUCUCGUUGGACUGUGAUCACGUCAGCAGAACCUUAGAAGAAUUCUACACUGUCAGAUGUCAAGUAGCCGACAUGCGCAAUCUCUACGAAUCUCUGGACGAAGUCACGGUAAAGGACACUUUAGAAGGAGACAAUAUGUACACUUGUUCUCAAUGCGGGAAGAAAGUUCGAGCUGAAAAACGAGCUUGUUUUAAAAAAUUACCUCAUAUUUUGUGUUUUAAUACGAUGAGGUAUACUUUUAACAUGUUGACGAUGCUUAAAGAAAAAGUUAAUACCCAUUUCUCGUUUCCUUUGCGACUGAACAUGGCGGGGUAUGUGGAAAAGCAACUGAUGCCACAGCAAUAUCAAGAGGAGAAACAGAAAAAUGCUGAGAUUGAGAAUGUUGAAGACGAGCAGUAUGAAUAUGAUCUUAUUGGAGUUACUGUACAUACAGGUACUGCUGAUGGUGGCCAUUACUACAGUUUUAUCAAAGAUAGGACAGCCGGGUCCAGGGACAAAUGGUUUCUCUUUAACGACGCAGAAGUCAAACCGUUCGAUCCGAAUCAGAUAGCCGCAGAAUGUUUCGGCGGAGAGAUGACCAGUAAAACUUACGAUAGUGUUACCGAUAAGUUUAUGGACUUUAGCUUCGAAAAGACUAAUAGUGCUUAUAUGCUGUUUUAUGAGAGAUGUCCCUUGUCGGAACCGAUGAAUCAGAGAAGUCCUUCAACGACUGGUGAAAGCUGUGAAACUAUUCCGAGUUCUCCUUCGUCUGUUAUGACGAUCGAAUUAAGCAAGGAGCUGGAAGAUUGGAUAUGGCAGGAUAACAUGCAUUUCAUCCAGGAUAAGAAUAUUUUUGAACACACGUACUUCAACUUCAUGUGGCAAAUUUGCGGAUACAUUCCCCAAACUAUUCUACCCGUAGAACCGAAUAUCACUCAAAAGGCUGCUCAAUUGUCAACGACAUUUUUUAUAGAAACAUUUAUUCACGCAAAAGAAAAACCAACCAUGGUGCAAUGGGUCGAACUAGUCACCAAACAAUUUAAUGCUUGCCAAGAAGCUUGCAUUUGGUUCUUGGACCAUAUGGCGCAAGAUACGUGGUGGCCUAUUCAAGUACUGCUUAAGUGUCCCAACCAAAUGGUGAGGCAGAUGUUCCAAAGACUGUGCAUUCACGUUAUACAAAGACUGAAACAGUCCCAUUCUAAAUUGUACCUUCAAAUGGAGGACGGAAAGGAGUGGAAGAACGAAGAAAACGGAAACGUGGACCCUUGUAAAAUUGGAAAUGCGUCAUGUGUCACUAGGUUCAUAAAAACAUUACUGUCUCUGAUGGAACAUGGCGCCAAAGCUCACUUAAAACACCUCACAGAAUACUUCGGAUUUCUCUACGAGUUUAGUAAAAUGGGCGAGGAAGAAUCAAAAUUUUUGCUCGCUGUGGGAGCCAUCAAUUCCAUGGUACAUUUCUAUUUGGGCCAAAAGUCGAACGAUUUCGUAGACGUGAGUGAAGGUGAAGAUGAAGAAGAGGUAGUUUCGUUGCCUACAGACAAGUACAAACCAGCCUCUUUAGAUAAGAUGAUAACUCUCAUAGCUUCUUUGGUGGAGAAAAGUAGAGAUGCGAGUGGGAAGCUUCAGCUUAGCGAAAAGGACUAUUCGGCGAUAGCGGGAGGCAAAGGUUUCAACUUCUUUUUUCAACAGAUUAAGGAUAACAUUAAUCUGCAGCAAACGAGAAAUCUCAUUCAUUCAAUUUGUAGGGGCAAUAACCAGUUAGCUCAGUUAAUAAUUUGUAUGAUAUCUCAGGCGAUAUCCAGGAAUUCAGAAGGAUGUCAGCCUUUUUUUAAGAUACUUACUCUUCUAACAGAGACUAGCGCACAAAACUCUUCACAACAACCAUGUUUCACGCAGUUGGUCCUUCAGAAAGUAUGGGACGCCGCCGAAUGUUGUCCAUAUCUAGCUUUAGAUUGGUUAGCCUUGCAAGUAACAAGAAACAGACUGGUGCACUCUUGGGUGUUGGGCUCAAUGGAUUCGUGGCUGGAACAUUUUCUGAUUGGUCAUAACAAUCAACGAGUGAGGAAUACUGCGGGUUACCUUUUAGUGGCUUUGGUGCCAAGUACACCUUUUAGGCAAGGUUUUAGAGCGACUCAUAGAUCUAAUAGAGAACCUCAGCUUUCUACAGAAGCCACCGCGGUUCUUCACCAAAUCUAUACGGCUCUUCUAAGAUUGUUACCUUCUGCUAAACAUUACACUGACAUGCAGCAACAUGGAACUAUGAAAUUAACGACUUAUUUUGCCUUAAUGAUGUAUUGCUGCAUUUCGAGGACUGAAAAAUUAAUGUUUGGACAGUAUUUUAUGCAAUUGUGGCAUUUAUUUCAUCCUAAAUUAUCAGAACCGUCCAUACCUGCCUACCAUAAUAAGCAAACACUGCUAGCAUUUUGGAACCAUGUUUGUACUGACUGUCCGGAAAAUGUACAAUUAAUGCUUCAAAAUGCCCACGUGACCAAAAACAUUGCAUUUAAUUAUAUCUUAGCUGAUCAUGACGAUCAAGAAAUAGUUAUGUAUAAUAGGGCCAUGUUACCAGCUUACUACGGUAUAUUAAGAAUGAUGUGCCAACAAUCUAGGACGUUUACUAGAAGCUUAGCACAACAUCAAAACUUACAAUGGGCAUUUAAAAACAUCACUCCGCAUCCUACUCAAUAUCCACAGGCUGUAGAAGAAUUAUUUAAAUUAAUGCAACUAAUGGUGAUCAAACAUCCCGAUGCUUCAGAAGGCGAGCAAAGAGAAAUUUAUAGUUUUAGGAAAAAUACUCUAAUGACCUAUCUACAGUGUUUUCAGUGUCUCGAUGGAAGAACGAGUUGGGGUACAUUAAUAUCGGCCUUUAGGAUACUAUUAGAAACAAACGAUGAUAAGUUGUACGUCGUUUAUAAUGGUGGUUUGCAAAUUGUUUUUGAGUGUUUUCAAAAUCUUCAUUUAAUGCUUCAUGAAGCAACUGCUUGUCAUGUUGUGGGUGAUAUGUUAGACAUUCUCACUAUAAUGCAAGACCUGUUGGUUAGUAUUAGAAUGUACAGAGACAUUAAAGAUGCUAGAGGAAUUUUACUUGCUACAAAAGACUGGCUGGAGGUGUUAAGAAAACUGGCGACUUUAUUGAAUACUUACAAUCCUCCGGAGAUGAGAACGUUAUGUAUAGAAUUACUUAAAGAAUUUGUUGUGAUCAUGGCAUCAGAGACUAUGCAAGUUCUGGUACCGCUACUCUCUCAUUGUCAUUCUGCAUUCCAAGAUAGUCAGGAUGCUGUACCUUUAGGACCAUAUUUUCCUAGAAAAGGCCACUCGUUACCAAUCCUCACAGUCAAAGGAGGAGCGAGACCUUUGAGGCCAAUGGUUCAGAUGACUGUUCCCCAUAAUCAGCUGGAAUGCAGUAGGGGGGUGGAUCCAGAAUACGACUUAGCCUUGGACAAAUUUUACAAUCCGUAUCACGAUUUUAUCGAUAUGAUAUUUAGAUUGGCUGUAAAUAACGAAUCUGUUACCGAAGUACUGAUAACUUUAAGCGCCAUCGUUGGUUUCGAAGCUGUACCGUUACAUUCCACGUAUUUUCCAAAAUUGUGGUUGGACAUUUAUAAAUCUCAGAAUAUCGAUAGAAAAUAUAUAAAUAUGUUGGUUACUUGUAACUAUUUUGUGGAUUACGUAGAUGCUGUACUAUUGGACGAGAGAUCGGCUUUGACUGUUGAUAUUAUUUACGAAUUUUUAACUUUAUUUUUUCCGAAGGUAUCCGCCCAUGUACUCUCCGAACAGACUCUGACGAUGAUAGACAACACGGUAGUCUCUCUUAGCGAACAAAUAGGAUCUUUGAACAUUUUAAAAAUGGCCAAACGAUUAGCUGGCGACAUUAGGGCGUUAAUAUUGGUAUAUAAUAGUCCAGAAGCUGUCCCUCCGCCGUUGCUGCUCACUACCCUAAAACAACUACAGAGUAAAAUUAAAUUGGAAAUGAAUAAACUUGAUAUACCUAAAGAUAAAUGUGAUGAAGCUGCAAGCAAAAGUGACUCGAAAGAAGAAAUCAGUCCCGGUUCAUCAAGGGACGAACGCUCUUCUGGCGAAUCAGAAAACCUAAACAAAACUAAAAGUGAUAGUGAUACUGAAACUCAAAGUACUUCAUGUGAUAAAAAUAGUUCAGACGAAAAGAAAAAGGAAAAAUCCUUUGGACCCGUAGAAAACUUAGAAUUAUUAAGUAAAUCGGUAAACGAACUUAUCGAAAUUGUUAAGAAGGAUGCUUAGUCCGAUCGAAAAAAGUAAUACUACAUCGAAGUAACGAUUUUAUUAAAGGUACAACUGGUUCAGUUCGGAGAUAUAUUUGACUGUUCAGUGUUAACGUUUUUUUCCGUGGAGAAUACUAGGGCGGUCUGAUAAGUACUUCAAGCCUUCAAAACACUUGAACCAGCGGUGUUCCACCUUCUUUAACCCGUCUCGGGUUUUCUCGAGCUCUGUAAAGUAGGCUUCCGUGGCGGUGAUGAACUCCUUAGUCGACUUAAAUUUCUGCCCGGCGAGUGAUUUUUCAAGUUUGGAAACAAAAAGAAGUCCUGUAGGGCCAAAUCUGGAGAACAUGGUGGAUGGGACAGUAGUUCGUAGCCCAAUUCGAUCAAUUUGGCCUUGGCGACGGAGGAAGUGUGAGCCUGUGCGUUGUCAUGGUAGAAGAGUACUUUUUUUCCCUAAUUGGACUGUUUUUUCUGCAAUUCGGCGUCGAAACGACCCAAUAAUGCGGCCUAGUAAAGCCCUGUGACCGUUUUGUACUUUUCCAGGAAGUUCAUAUAGAUCAUGCCUUUUGAAUCACAGAAAAUGGUGGCCAUCACCUUUCCGGCCAAUUGGACAGUCUACGCCAUCUUUGGAGCUUCGCGAGGUGACAUCCACUGUAUUGACUGUUCCUUGGUCUCUGGUGUGAACCAGUAGAACCAUGUUUCGUCGACAGUUAUGAAACAACGUAGAAACUUUGGAUUACGCUUAAACAGCCUCGGAUACUUCUCCGAAGUGGUCUCAUAUUUGCGCUUUUUGUCCGGAGUGAGCAAAUGCGGCACUCAUUGUGCCGACAGCUUUCUUGUGCCCAAAUGUCAUGCAGGUUAUGCGCCACGCGAUCUUGUAAGAUGCCUCAUACUGUCUCAGCUAUCUCGCGCACCUUUAGUCGGCGGUCUGCCAAUACGAAAUCGUGGAUUUCUUUCACGUUAUCCUCCGUGGUAGUGAUGGUGAUUAUAGUUACUUUCGAGUAUUCGUUACAAAUCGUUACUUUUGUAUAAAGUAAUCAUUUACAGUAUUCGUUACUUUGAUUACUAUGAUUACUUUUGUAUUUGAGUACCGGUAAUCAUAUCGAGAAUCGCAUUUCUCAGUAUUUCGUAUAAGAUCCGAUAUAACAACGACCUUCACCGAUCUAUUUAAUGGAUAGAAGUUAAAUGAUGUGUUAUCUAUUAUGUUAAAAAUUAUUAAAAACAAAUUAUUAAAAAAAAACAUAAUUUUGUCCAGACUAAUUAAUAAUUAAAAAUGAAUUUUUUUAUAAAUUCUACUAAUUUUUUUUGAAUUGGAAAAGACUGCAAGACUUGUACACAUCAAAAGUUUUUUGAAAACAUACACCUGUUUGCCGUUUUGACCUAAUUUUUUUUGGCCCGGGCAGAUAUUAUUUUAGAUUUUUGGAUCACAACAAUACACAUAGACCAAGGCAUUUAGGAAAAAAUAAAUGAUUUUUAGAGAAAUAGUGAAACAGGAAAAAGUUUUCAAUAGAAAAAUGGGUGGAAAUUCAUAAUUGCAGUAUAAAAUGCAUCCAAAAGUACAUAAACAUGUCAAAAUCAAUAUAUUAAGGGUCAGACUUUGUUAUUCGGGGGUUUUUGGGAUCACUGAACACGACUACGCAAUCAGAUCCAACCUCCGAAGCACCUGGUGCCCAGGGUUACUGCUAAUGUACGUCAUCUAUAGUUUCGAGGGUUUUGGCACUUAAUUGAUGCAAACAAUUACUCGAGGGUUUUUGGGAUUGCUGAACACGAAUACGUCAUUAAUAAAUAUAUUUUUAAAUAUAGUAAUAUUUAAAAAUAUACUUAUUCCUGUGUUUUUAAUGUUAAAUGACCUGCUCUAAUAAAAACAAUGCCAUACCUACAUGUAAAAUAAUUAAAGUUGAUAAUCAUAGUCUAGAAAUAUUAUCAUUUCUACAUUUUUUUCGGUCAAUCUAAGCUAUUUUUUUUCUAGGCCUGAUAAGAAUAGUGUGUAUUUAUUAUUAAAAUCUAAUAUGUUGCAUUUUUAUUUUCAAAGGAACGAACAUCUAUGAAAUUCUGUGAAUUAUCUACCUCCACAAAUCGUAUAGACAUCUGUUUCUGGGUCCAUACUUUCAUGCUUUGUUAAAUGAUAUACCUCUCUCUGUUUCAGCUACUUCUCAGCGCCCUGUAAUCCUGUAAAACUCUUAAUAGCCUUCGCCCUUCAUAGAUAAAAUUUUAGUUAACUGUACUGAUACCGAACACUCGUGGAAUAUCGGUCCGAUUCCGAUAUCAACCGAUUGUAGAUACAAUACUCAAAUAGGUACUCGCCCUGAUACGAUUGCUACGAAGUAACGAAGUAAGCAGAGUAAUCAAAGUAAUCAAAGUAACGAUUUGCCUCUCUGUAUAGUAAUCGUUACUUUCGAUAUUCGUAAGUAACGAGUACUUUGUAACGAAUAGUUACUUUUUUAACAUCACUACUCCGUGGUAGCCAUUUUCGGGGCACCUGGGCGUGACUUAUCAAAUACCGAUGUGCGACCACGUCGAAACUCGUUAAACCAAUUUUUUACGGUCGUCAUCGAAAAAAAAGAGUCACCAUACACAGUAUCCAAGCGCUCUUUGUUUUCACUGCGGAAUUUCCCUUAAAAAGAAGAGUCGAAUCACCGACCGAUAUUGCUCUUUUUUUCAUUUUUCUAAAAUUCCAAGGCACGCCCGGUUACACACGCGGUCAAAACAAAAGUACUAGGCACUAGGCUGACUCGGCUAAGCAUAGGCCGUCUACAAGAAUGUUGCACGAUAGUAGAUUUCUCUUGCAUUAGUGGCGCCAUCGGGGGGAGAGGCUAACUACUUAUUGGACCACCAACGUACUGAUUACUCUUUUAGUAAUUGCCAAAUCAAGAUUCCUACAUUGUAGACCUACUUGCCUUGGAUAACCACUUUGGCUAUGCUGAAUCAGCUUGGUUAAUAUGAAGAAAAUAGUGCUAGUCUAAUAGAAGAGUAUUAUUAUUUUUUAGUAGUAAGGAUUAUAUUACUUUAAAUACAUAAUUAAUUCUU
Molecule: messenger RNA, 12996 nt
Organism: Diabrotica virgifera virgifera (western corn rootworm)
Lineage: Eukaryota; Metazoa; Arthropoda; Insecta; Coleoptera; Chrysomelidae
Gene: puf
Product: ubiquitin carboxyl-terminal hydrolase 34
Exons: 40
Coding region: 140-9991 (3283 amino acids)
Biological process (GO): protein deubiquitination
Cellular component (GO): cytosol; nucleus
Molecular function (GO): cysteine-type endopeptidase activity; cysteine-type deubiquitinase activity
Source: RefSeq, a predicted model, not a curated record